CAUAAUAGUUCCUUCUUUGAAAGUCAAAAUGGCAUUGGCAGCUGCACGCAGCAGGUCAGUCAUAUUUGUCCAACGCAAGAUUAUGUAUACUUCGAAGCAAGCUUGUCUGUUGUUUUCAACUAAUGACACAAUCCUAGCUGACCAGAGAAAACUACCAUCACAGACACAGUGGAGAAAAAGUCACAACAAACCCCCCACGACUGCUCUGUCCUGGGAGGAAAGGCUAGCUGAUGUGGUCACCCCUCUUUGGAGGCUGAGUUAUGAUGAGCAACUUGAGCUCAAGCAAAAGCAUCAGGAAGGGAUACUGUCCCAGCUCUCCACUCAUAUUUCAGGUGACUUACAAUCGCAGGCCUCAUCACCGGCCACUAGUAAACUCAACUUCCCUGUCUUGCCUAUUCUGCCAUCGCCAGUUAGGGAUGGCUACCGCAACAAGUCUACAUUUUCUGUUAACAGAGGAGUGGAUGGAAAUCCAAAGACAGUUGGAUAUUACGUGGGCACAGGCAGGAAGAGAAACAUUGUCUCUGUCAACGGAGACCACCUGCUCAACAUACCGGAGAAGCACAAACUGGUAGCCAGAUGUUAUCAGGACUUCAUCCGCCUCUCUUCCCUGGAGCCCUGCCUGCUGUUCAACACUGGGGGGCACUGGAGAGAGGUCACAGUGAGGACCAACACAAAGGGCCACACCAUGGCUAUAGUGUACUUUCAUCCACAGACGCUCACCCCAGAAGAGGUGGCAGUCUAUAAGGCUGACCUGGUGGAGUACUUCAUGGGGGGUCCUGGAUCAGUCUGCCAACUGGACUCCCUGUUUUUCCAGGAGAGUACUAUGACUCGCUGCACUCAUGAGGAAUCCCCGUACCAGCUCCUGCAUGGCCAGCCACACAUAUAUGAAGAGGUGCUGGGCUUCAAAUUUCGCAUCUCUGCCGAAGCCUUUUUCCAGGUGAACCAGGCAGCUGCUGAGGUGCUGUAUAGCACAGUGAGAGACCUGUGUGUCCCAAACCUUGAGGAAGGUGAAGGAAGAACAAAAGUUGGUGGUACUCUCCUAGAUGUGUGCUGUGGGACAGGUGCCAUCGGCAUUACUAUAUCUCCCAGAGUGGACAGAAUUAUCGGUAUAGAGCUCAUACAACAGGCAGUGGAAGAUGCUAGACACAACGUAGCUCUCAAUAAUGUACUGAACUGUGAGUUUAUCCCUGGGAAGGCGGAGGUGGUGCUUCCUGGCCUUAUGUCUCAAUUGAGUUUGGCAUGUGGAGGACCUGUAGCAGCUGUGGUAAACCCUUCUCGAGCUGGCCUCCACCACAAAGUGGUCCGAGCUCUACGAAACCAACCUGCUAUCCGCAGGCUGGUCUAUGUUUCCUGUAAACCGGCUGGGGAGGCUAUGAGGAACUUCAGGGAGCUUUGUUGUGAACCUGACUCGCAGAAGAAACUCACAGGACAAGCAUUUUCUCCAACUCUGGCUGUGCCUGUGGAUAUGUUCCCACAUACUCCUCAUUGUGAAGUGGUGCUACUUUUUGAAAGGUAGCAGAUGCUUUAUGUUCAGAGGUGGGCUUUAACACUUCAACAACAUCCGUUGCUUAAAAACGCUGAUGGGGCAUUGAAUAAUGAUGCACUGUAUGCUAAAUGAUAAUGGAUUAUCUCGCACCCAUGGUUCACCCACACAGGUGUUUUCAGUUAUUUUCUUGGUAAACCUCCUUUCAGGUCUUUGUUAUAGGACUGCAACCUAUGGUUACUUUGAUAAUAAAUAAAUUGGAUCAUUUUCCUUUUGAUGAAUCUUGGUGCAUAACAUAUCUGAAAAAAAGAGUCCAAUGCAUUGCUUUCAAGUUGUUGGUUUUGCCCAAUCAACAGUCCAAAACUCAUAGUAUAUUCAAUAUACAAUGAUAUAGAACAGAGAAAAAUGGCAAAUCCUCACAUUUGAGAAGUCUUUGCCAGCAAAUGUUGCUGCUGAUUUUUGCAUAUCAACUAACUGGCACUACUGUGUGAGCAUGUGCAGAUUUUGCUGUUCAUUUAGACAAUGUACACCUUUAUUCAUUUUAUUAGUUCAUGUCUUACUGCUCUGACAGAUGUUGCUUUACUACAGCUAAGUGGAAGGUGACCGUAGAGUUGAGUCAAUGCAUCUAUUACACACUGUUUAACAAUUAUAAGCUUCACAAACCUAACAUUUGCUGCAGGGCUAUCACUUUGGAUUUCAUUAUAUCGUGUUAGAUGUUCAUAUUAUUGUCUCAACCUCCUGUCUUAGUGAUUCUCUUCGUCUGCCCUGCAGUAGCUGUAUAUGUGCUGCAGAUGGUGCCAUUACAACUUCUUAGUAGCCAUCCUUCCUGGAGACAUCCCAUUCAUUCCAGUUUACUAAAGGUCAAUAAUAUAAUGAGUGUACAGUAUGAUUGGACUGAGUUUUUUUCCCUUAGAGGUUAUCACAGUUGAGAUAAUACAUUGCGACAAGGUGUUCUUGGCUUGUAGAUAGGA
Molecule: messenger RNA, 2454 nt
Organism: Cottoperca gobio
Lineage: Eukaryota; Metazoa; Chordata; Actinopteri; Perciformes; Bovichtidae
Gene: trmt2b
Product: tRNA methyltransferase 2B
Exons: 2
Coding region: 29-1516 (495 amino acids)
Biological process (GO): RNA processing
Molecular function (GO): tRNA (uracil(54)-C5)-methyltransferase activity, S-adenosyl methionine-dependent; RNA binding
Source: RefSeq, a predicted model, not a curated record